This is a messenger RNA of Aspergillus steynii IBT 23096, 1346 nucleotides long. Its product is annotated as DUF4452 domain-containing protein. The record is from RefSeq and is a predicted model, not a curated record. The transcript is spliced from 2 exons. Bases 277 to 867 code for a protein of 196 amino acids. Lineage: Eukaryota; Fungi; Ascomycota; Eurotiomycetes; Eurotiales; Aspergillaceae.
CUUUUUUAUUUUUUCUCUUUCGUCCCAUAUUCCUUCCCAUAAUCCACCCGCUUCUAAUCUUUUUGAAUUUCUUUCUCGCUCGCCCGCCCAAGUCUACAUUCCUCCCGACCCCUUGUCACUUUACCAUACUGUUUUUCUUUCACGUCUUCCUCCCCUCUGCUUAGGAUUCCAGCGAGCUGGUCCUUUGUUAUUGUAUCCACCUUCAUAUAGCUCGGAGUUCGCCAACGAUAUAACGACUUUUUCUCCUUCGUUAUCACUUGCCACCAUACCCUCGCCAUGUCGACGUUUUUCUACGGUCAGCAGCAGCAGCAGCACCCUCACCACGGCGCCACCGCACACAUGGCCUCGAACAACCACCACGGCGGUCGCUCUCGACGAGGACCCAAGAUGGCCGCGCAGAACGCUCAGCGCCAGUUCCGAGGUGUCAAGAGCAUGAGGGAACUCGCCGAAGCCCCUGCCGUCUCUGCUUUCCGCGCUCGAUUCGAGGCUGGCCGGUCUUUUGAUCUGGACGACGACCUGGAGUUCUGCCCUGGUCUCCUGACGGAAGAUGAUCUGCACUCAAUCCAUUCCGCUUCUUCCGAUCGGUCCUCUCUCUCCAGUGGAUCUCCCGACACGUCUCCCCUCCAGCAUCAAAUCCAGCCUGUCCAGCAGGUCACGCCGUCCAUCUCCCUUUCUCCUGCUUCCAGCAACUCGUACGUUCAUUCAGGGAUUUCCGGCAACCUUAAUCACGUGAACUACCAGCAGCCGUCGGCGGCUCGCACCCGCAAGGUCAUCCCCAUCGUCAACCCUCACACCGGGAUGACCCUGACCAGCCCGCCCACGUCUAUCUCGCCGGCCUCGAUGCAGCAUGCUCAGCGUCGAUGGUGAGGAGCAUCUUCCCUCGCCAGUCGCCACUUCUCUGGCUCAUGGGCAUAAGUCCAUGACAAUGUUUUCCAAUUCGUCCAGCUUCUGCAUCAUCGGGCUCCCUAACCGCCGGUUUUAAUUAUUUUCUUUUUGCGCUUGUUUCCUGUUCGACACGGCCAUCGCAUCCAUUACGAUCAAAUCCGGGUGAUUCGAUCCCCCGUGGCCUCCGACCCUCGCGAGUCCGCUGGGCCACCCGGUGAUUUUCUCUGUAUAUACACCUUUCUCCGAUGACGACCUUCAGCACUUUUCUCUCUAGACUGAUGCUUUCGACUUUCUGCGAGCGACGGCGCCUGCGAUCGAGUUUUGCAUUCAAACUUCCUUAUUUUCCCAUCGAUACCUUGUUUUUUAUCAUUCGGUUAGGGGCAAAAACAAUUAUUUCCUGGCCUCGACGUUACUGGCCGCGAUGAUGUAUAGAAAGCGCGGCGGAUUGCCAUUUGGGCGCG